Molecule: messenger RNA, 2109 nt
Organism: Ostertagia ostertagi
Lineage: Eukaryota; Metazoa; Nematoda; Chromadorea; Rhabditida; Trichostrongylidae
Source: the annotation of a GenBank genome assembly
AUGGCUGCGGACAACGAUGAGGUAGCAGUUUUCAACGAAUACAUCGCAAAAUACGGCGACUACAGAUCGGAUAUUACCAAAGCCAUCGAAAUUCUCGAACGAAUCGACAUGCACGAAAUACUCAUCGCUGAACAUUUGGCACAUCAAGGAAUUGAUUGCGAGCCUAAACAACUCUCUUCGCAGCAACCACAAAUCAACAACGUCCAGCAAGGCGACAAUUACAACAGCAGGUCAUUAUACGCUAAUCAACUUCAUGCCAACUCUCCAUAUGCCACCUCCCAGCUUGAUCGCCACGAGAACAGCCAAUUCAACUACUUCGAUGCGUCACUACUAUCACGACUAGAUCUUCCGUCAUUUUCUGGAAAUCUGAUCGAAUUCCCAGAAUUUUGGUCUCGCUACAACACACUCGUGCACUCGAAGACGUCAUUAUCUGGCGCAACGAAAUUCUCGCUUCUAAAAAGUUGUUUGAAAGGACGAGCACUGCAAUGCGUGGAAGGUUUACCAAUUACCGAUGGAGACUACAUCACUGCUGUCGACAUUCUCCAUAUGACGUACGACAACCCGUGCGCAAUGCGCCAUCUCAUCUACACGCAACUUUCAAAUCUUCCACAGUGCGAUGCCGAAGGAAAACAACUCCAAGACAUCUACCUCAAGAUGUUGCGCCUCGUCCGCCAAUACACCUCAAUCACACCAGGAUCGCCAGAAUAUGGACUGGGUGCUCUCCUCUACAACAAGCUACCUAAAUUCGUCAAAGCCCGCAUCUACGAUAAAACCGGAGCAAAACUCAAGACGAUCGAAAAAGAUACUGGCAAUGGGACAACAAAAACGCUCGCCUCUCGAGACAACCACUACAAUCUACGUCAACAAACAACACGAGAACGAUUAAUUUCUCCGUGGACAUCAACAAACUAUCAGAAGGACGACAACGACAUCAGUCGCACAAUCGCCGAUCACACGAAUGCCGAACCAAGCUCAUCGUACGCAGCGGUGAUUCACUCCACAUCAACAAAGAGUAACAACCAGGACAGCGAUGACGAACAAGGAACUGAACAAAUACUCCUGAUGUGUGCAAAAGUCACCGUCGCGAAUCCCGGCGAUAUGACGAAGCAACUAAUCACCACGGCAUUCCUUGAUAGCGGAUCAUCACACUCAUACAUCACUUCAGACGUGGCUGAAUAUCUUCAACUUCGCAGUGUCGGUAACGAAAUAACACUCCACACGUUUGGAUCAAGAGAGCCACUGUCCGUCUCAUCGAGCCUUCAUAAAGUCAACAUGCUGCUUCCUGAUGCGACUCCUUACUCAUUGGACGUUCAAUCGCUACCACACCUCACCAAACCAUUGAUGGCCCCAUGCGAUCUUCAAACCGCACUACGCGAAACUCUCCGACAACAUACCACUAUCUACGCAACCAGUCCACACAGUGGAUUUCACUUACUCAACACGCGACUGGAACAGAUGAUCAGUGGCAAGAAAAUGUCCACUCGCACAAUCAACAUAGCAGUUCGCGACGAUCCUGAUCAUCCAUUCAACAAAGACGCACUCGACAAAAUGGUUGAACGCUUUUGGACUUGUGAGUCUCUUGGAACUCCUAACGAAGCUAGCUCAAAAGAUGACGUUAUCUGCCUCGACUUCUUUAAUAACACCACUCGUUAUGAUGAGGACGAAUGCCGUUACUAUACACGACUCCCUUUCAAAAGUGAACCACCAGAGGUACCAGAGAAUUUCCAAUACAGCCUCUCCUGCUUACGAUCAAAUUGGAAAACACUCUCAAAGGAUCCCGAACACUUACGAAAAUACCACGCCAUAAUUCAAGACCAAAUUCAACGAAGCAUCAUCAAAGAAGUUCCUCUCUCGGAAACCGACUCACCAGGUACAUUUUUAUCACAUCAUGCAGUUAUUCAGCAAUCGAAGAAGACGACUAAAAUACGACUGGUCUACAAUGGUAGUGCAAAAGUCAAUGGAUGCCCAGUUAAACGAUCGUUGUUAUUUCGCGGGACCCAAUACUUGCUACCAGGAUCUGAGGCGAAAUAUGCUGGGAUACGCCUCGGUCCAUCUUCUCAGCGGAGAUAUCGAGAAAGCUUACCACAUGGUCGGCUUAGAGAACUGUGA